Messenger RNA from Anopheles nili, 2834 nucleotides. RefSeq names its product TBC1 domain family member whacked (gene wkd). The transcript has 3 exons. The coding region runs from base 1 to 1188 and encodes 395 amino acids. The record is from RefSeq and is a predicted model, not a curated record. NCBI's taxonomy places the organism in Eukaryota, Metazoa, Arthropoda, Insecta, Diptera, Culicidae.
AUGGCUGCGGUCACCAUGGCAGCGUCCCCGACAUCUACCAGCAGUGCCUCGGCGACAUCUGUGUCCCUGUUGCAACGACAGUCAAGCAAAAAUGCCGACACCGUGUCGGUGUGUUCAACCAGCAGUGCCUUCUCCACGUGUCCCGAUCGGCACGGGUUUUACGGUGGCAUUCAGUUCUCGGAAAAACCUAAGAAGGAGACCCUGACGCGCGAGCAGAUAAUCGCUCGGGAAAAGAAGUGGAUUCACAUGACGACGCACUGGUCGGAGUACAUGAACUCCAACUACAAGAAGGUUCGAGAACGUUGCCGCAAGGGCAUUCCGGGAGCGCUACGUCAGAAAGCCUGGUUCCUGUUGACCGGUGCCAAUCAUCUGAUGGAUAAAUUUCCCGACUGGUAUCAGCAUCUGCUCCAACAACCCGGUAACCCGCAGAUCAUAGAUGAGAUCCGCAAGGAUCAGCAUCGACAGUUUCCACACCACGAGAUGUUUAUCGACGAUGACAAACCAGGCCAGAAGGAGUUGUUUAACGUGCUGAAGGCCUACUCGGUGUACAAUCCCACGGUCGGCUACUGCCAGGCGCAAGCUCCAAUCGCAGCGUUCUUGCUGAUGCAAUUACCGGCCGAACAGGCCUUCUGGUGCUUCGUUGCAAUCUGCGACAAGUAUCUCGAAAAUUAUUUCACUCCUGGUCUCGAGAUGCUGCAGCGCGAUGCCGGCAUGCUUAAUCGGUUGCUAAAGAAAACGUCCCCCUCUACCUACCGGCACCUGCAGAAGCACAACGUGGACCCGCUGUUGUACAUGACCGAUUGGUUUCUGUGCGCAAUGACGCGUACCCUGCCCUGGGACACGCUGCUGCGCGUGUGGGAUUGCUUCCUGUGUGAGGGUGUUCGGAUAUUCUUCAAGGUAGCACUCGUCAUCAUCGGGGCCUCACUGGGACCGUCUAAGGUGCGUUCACAGUGUAAUGGGUUGUGUGAAACGUUGGCCGUUCUUCGUUCUCCACCGAAGAAAUUCCUCGAGGAAGACUUCAUCAUGCACCACAUCUUCCGGCUGAACAUCACGAUCGAAGAUUUCCAUCGGGAGCACAAGAAGCAGGAAAUGCUGCAUCGGAAGACGAAGCUAGAGCAGCAAAAGUCGGCUCAGAAUCAGAACGGUAGUGGCGGAUCGUCCAGUGGCGGUCCGGGAAGGAGCUCAUAGUUCGCCGCACCCUGAACAGUCAGGGCUCCGAGCUAGUCCUAGGGGAUGAGCUUCCACUUAUCCAUCAAACGAAAACGUUUGCAGGUAGUGAGUAAAGUAUACCUGUCAUUUCUAGAGAUAGAGAUCAACUUCCAUUCAUCCCAUCUGUGCAAUAGAGGGCGUUAUAAUUACAAAGCGCACGUCGCUCAAGCAACUAUGAAACAUUUAAGAUUUAGAAAGAAACAUUUGUCUCGGAAUCAUUCUAAUAUUUUGUAUAGGAAAUCGCUUGAAAACCAAAAACACAAGUAAUUGGCUAAAAUGUUAUAUAACAUUCAACAUUAUUAAAGCCAAAGUAGCAAAAUUAUCUUUAAACUCUCCCCUUAUAAAUUGUAUCAUCCCUCACAAAAGGACAUCGCACUAUUACCGAUCCGUUUGAGCCAAACGGUCACUUGACAUGAGGAUUUCACUCGAAAGUAGUGAAGCAGUGUGUAACCGUACCUUAUACGCUAAAAACUACGAAAUCAGAGAUCGAAGCAUACCUGCACACUCGUUACGACGCAGAUUUAUAGUACAAUUUUAUAUCUAUUAAAAUGGAACAAUCCAGCUCAUGUUAGACACUAGUUAGCACGAUGAUAGUAAUCGAUCGAAAAUUCCAUUCGAUUUCCUGUACGUCUGGAUCGAAAUUGACAGAGGCUUAUUCGGGAAUCAAGUGAUGCAUCGUUCCGGGGUUCAUCAUCUUUCUUGUUUCAUUCCACGAGAGAAACGAAGAAACGCGAAGAUCGAAACUUUCCACGUUCGCAAGUUUUGCAUAAAUGUAAAAUUUCAUUUUCACAUGAGCACGCCCACAUAAGAGUUGUGACGUAUGAAAAGAGUCCCAAAUUUAGGGAAAUGUUUAGAAUUUAUAUCGUAUCAGUAAAUCCCUAAUUUUCAACGCCAUCUCGAAAAUCGAACAAUUAAUGUUUAAAACUAACAGACCGAGAGUGAUAAUCGCAAGAGGUCGGGCGCACCGUUAAAUGUUCACUUUUAUGUUCUCAUUUCUCAUGUUUAGGAAUUCGCACAAGGUCGUUAGAAAUGCUGUAAAGCAAUGCAAUAUAUGGGGAUAACCCCACAAUCCCUUCCUCCCACCCAUUACGGGGAUCGAAAUAUCCGAAUCGAAGCAAACUAGCAAACAAUUUCAAUGGUGCCUUUCUUUCCUCUGAGUGUUUGUACAACGUGUUUGCAGCAUGUAUAAGCAAAACAACGUAAAUUCAAAUAGAUUUUAGUAUGUCUAACAUAAUUUACCAUUUGUCAUGCAAUCGUUUUCUUUAGUAUCGCCUUCCAAUGUGUUAGUUAAAACUAGUGUUCGAAUUGAAAAUUCGAAUGAUAGACAGAUAGCUCAUUAUAUUGUACUAAUAAUUCACUAUUCAGUAAUGUGCAAUCGCUGUUCGUCGAACAUGUGUUGUAAACGGUACGGUAAAAAAAACGUUAUGAAUUUGUUAAAGAGUAAGCACUAGUAUAAUUUUCCAUAUUAUCCAUUUCUCGUAUAUUUAUUGCACGUAAUGCACGUCUGCGUAACAAAGCAAAGCGGCGGCAGCUGCCUUUUUUUUAAACGGACGAAUCGAUGCCGUUAUGCAUCCUGUUCGAGUUCGGUUUGUUUUCUGAUCGAAGGAAAUUAUAAUAAAAAAAUC